This is a messenger RNA of Fulvia fulva, 2034 nucleotides long. Its product is annotated as Endosomal/prevacuolar sodium/hydrogen exchanger. Gene Ontology annotation, cellular component: late endosome; fungal-type vacuole membrane; early endosome. The transcript has 3 exons. Gene Ontology annotation, biological process: sodium ion transport; proton transmembrane transport; vacuolar acidification. The coding region runs from base 1 to 2034 and encodes 677 amino acids. NCBI's taxonomy places the organism in Eukaryota, Fungi, Ascomycota, Dothideomycetes, Mycosphaerellales, Mycosphaerellaceae. Gene Ontology annotation, molecular function: sodium:proton antiporter activity. The record is from RefSeq and is a predicted model, not a curated record.
AUGGGCUUCUCCCACUACUUCGCCCAAGGCGCCACAGCCUUAGCCAAGCGCCAAACCUCCGACGCCGACGACGACGAGAACCCCGAAGCAGGCCAGAAAGAGAUCUACUCAUCAUGGGCCCUCCUCAUCUUGAUCGUCCUGCUGAUCAUGGCCUUCUUCAUGAGCUAUAUCCUGCGAUCAAAGAAGAUCCAGGCGGUGCACGAGACGGUUAUAUCGAUUUUCGCGGGCAUGGUGAUUGGGCUGAUACUGCGGUUGACGAGUGUGAACUCUGUGCUGGAUGUGGUGACGUUUGAUUAUCAGUUCUUUUUCAACUUGUUGCUGCCGCCGAUUAUUUUGGCGAGUGGGUAUGAGUUGCAUCAGGGCAACUUCUUCCGCAACAUUGGCAGUAUCUUGACAUUUGCUUUUGCUGGGACGUUUAUAUCAGCCAUCGUACUGGGUGUGAUCUUGUGGCUCUGGACGCGGAUACCGCUGGAAGGACUGAACAUCUCCUUCGUCGAAGCCAUCUCGGUUGGCGCGACACUCUCUGCAACGGAUCCGGUAACGAUCUUGGCCAUCUUCAACACAUACAAGGUGGAUCCCAAGCUAUACACUGUCAUCUUCGGGGAGAGCAUUCUGAACGAUGCCAUUGCUAUUGUCUUGUUCGAGACGGCACAGAAGUAUAGGGCAGGAGAAGAGGCGGGCAAGCUGACCAUCCUGAGUCUGUUCGAGAGUAUUGGAGUCUUCUUGCUGGUCUUCUUUGGCAGCCUGCUGAUUGGAAUUCUGAUUGGAUUGGCCACCAGCUUGUUGCUAAAGUUCACACAUGUGCGAAGGGACCCCAAGAUCGAGAGCUGUCUGAUCUUCCUGAUCGCAUACGCUUCAUACUUCUUCGCGAACGCAAUCCACAUGAGUGGUAUCGUCGCCCUCCUUUUCUGCGGAAUCUGCCUCAAACACUACGCUUACCACAACAUGUCCCGCCGAACCCAACUCACCACCAAAUUCGUCUUCUCCCUCAUGGCGCAGCUCACCGAGAACUUCAUCUUCAUCUACCUCGGCCUCUCCCUCUUCACCGAACGCGAACUCGAAUACAAACCCCUCUUCAUUCUCAUCACCCUCAUCGGAAUCUGCGUAGCACGAUGGUGCGCCGUCUUCCCCCUCAGCGCCCUGAUCAACUGGGUCAUCCGCACAAGAGCACGUCGAAGAGGACAAGAAAGCCUAGCAGAGGAAAUCCCACAAAAUUGGAGAAUAAUGCUCUUCUGGGCAGGACUCCGUGGAGCUGUAGGUGUCGCCCUAGCAGCAGGUCUCUCCGGCAAAGAUAGUCGCGCGCUACGCGCUACGGUCCUUGUCACGGUCGUGUUGACAGUCAUCAUCUUCGGCGGUACUACCGCCCGCAUGCUCGAGAUUCUCAACAUCCGCACCAACGUCGUCGAAGAAAUCGACAGCGACGACGAAUUCGAUAUCGAGCCCGUGCCGCAAGGCACCAACACCUGGGCGAAGCGCAAUGGUGCCGCAUACGGCCACACACCCAAAGUCAGCAACGUCGGCUUCGGAAAUGGCAACAUCGGCCUCGAUAACGUCGGGGAACAUCGCAGUCGCGCUAGUACAGCGACUUAUAGCUCCGGCCAUGGCAUCGGCACACCACCCAGCUCAGGCGGUCCCCACGAUCUCGAACGCCGGAACAGCUCCCGCGUGCGAACUGCAGACCAAGCAGAACGCGGUCUCCUCUACCAAGAAGACGAAGGGACCCUCUCCGACUUGGAAACUGAUGACCUUGACCUCCCUCCCGCAGCACGGCGCUCCCCGUCUCGACAGGCUGCUGGCGAUGACGAUACGAACUAUCCCGUCUCAGGCACGAGAGCUAACGAGGCGGCGGCGGCGAGUCAUCUUAAUGUGCGGGGCGCUUUGUCGCAGAUUAUGCAAGCUACGCAAGAAGAUGCUGGGACGCUGUUUAACCGGCUUGAUGAAGGGUUCUUGAAGCCGCAUUUACUUCUUGAUCCGGGAGGCUCGAGUAAGGGACAUGGGAGUGGGGGCGGGAAUGGACAUGGAGGCUCUUCUUGA